GCACGGGCAGCCUACUGCUCGGGGCCCGCCCGGGUCCCUUACCCCGCUGAGCCCUCGGGGCUGUACCGGCCCCCCUCACCCGCUCCCACUUGGAGCUACAGCUCCCCGGAGUGCCCUGCCGAGGGCUCCGCGCUCCGCAGGCAGCAGGUCCCGGGAUACUCCCCACCGCAGGGGCCAGUGCCACAACCCAGAGUCCCUGAGGACACAUGGGGUCCCUCCUCUGCCUACGGGGUGCAGCCGCGUUAUGCCUGGCCCGCGGCCUCGGCACACGGGAACCUCUACGUGUCCGAUUCACAUCCGUCCUGGAGCAGCACUGGGGCUCCUUCCCACCCUUCUGCCUGGGACUCGCAGGUACAGGACUCUGCCUAUGACAGACCCGAGCAAAGCCCCAGCCAGCACAGCUACUAUUCCAAUGUCAACCACCAGCACUCAGGGGCAGCGAACGAGCACAGGCUGGCGAAGGCCCCCCCGUCCCACCCCCGGGUGCAGUACAGUGCUCAGCCCCAGCUGUACGACGUCGCCCCACGGAAGCCUGGGGCUGGGAGCAGGGAGCCUGGCCUCAGACCUGGAGACCAGCCUUCCACUAAUUCUGCAGCCAUCCAGCCUGAGAUCCAGAGGAUCCUCCAUGUGAUGGGGGAGGCUGAAUUGCUGGAGCAAGAGGUGAUAAAUCCGCUUCUGGAGGAGAUGUUGACCAAGCUGCUGCUGGAGCUGGAUUCCAUCGAGACUGGGGGCCAGGACAGUGUCCGGCAGGCCAGGAAAGAGUCCGUCCACAGAAUUCAGGCCAUACUGGAAAAACUGGAAAGAAAGGGAUUGUGA
Messenger RNA from Acanthisitta chloris (rifleman), 816 nucleotides. It is a transcript of the gene BAG4, whose product is annotated as BCL2-associated athanogene 4. Gene Ontology annotation, molecular function: protein-folding chaperone binding. The transcript has 4 exons. Lineage: Eukaryota; Metazoa; Chordata; Aves; Passeriformes; Acanthisittidae. The annotation marks the transcript as partial. The record is from RefSeq and is a predicted model, not a curated record.